This is a messenger RNA of Rhipicephalus sanguineus (brown dog tick), 5944 nucleotides long. RefSeq names its product proteoglycan 4. The transcript is spliced from 10 exons. NCBI's taxonomy places the organism in Eukaryota, Metazoa, Arthropoda, Arachnida, Ixodida, Ixodidae. The coding region runs from base 322 to 3180 and encodes 952 amino acids. The record is from RefSeq and is a predicted model, not a curated record.
ACGCAAGCCGCGGAAGCCAACAGGAGCACGCACGUAACACGUUGCGCCGCUGUGCACGGAAGUGGCCUGCAAGAGUAGUGUGUGCGGAAGGUGGCCGCUGUUUGUGUUCUGGGGCGUCGAGGAGGUUUCUUCAUGGCGUUGGAUUCAAAAGUGGAUUAAGUGGCCGAAAGCGUUUCCCGAACACAGGACCGCCGGCGGACGUUUCUUCGACCACCGGAUUUAUCGUCUCGCUACAGAGUCUCUCAUCGUCUUUCAAACGCGGUGCUCCAACCUAUGCGGAUUUGCGCCUGAGGGCCCGAACCGGAGGAGCCAGCCAGCAGGAUGCCUCGCAAGACUGCGCGAGCCGCAAAACAGGACGCCGAAGCGCCGGCAGCCGAGGACGGCAAGGCGGACGAGACCCCCGCCGCUACGGAAGGGGCCCCACGGCGGUCUAGCCGACGUGCGGCAGCCAAGCCAGCAGCCGACUAUGCAGUCACGGGAGGACGCACGCGCCGGAGCUCCACGGCCGCUCAGACGGCUGCAUCUACGGCAGAGGGCCAUCGCAGCUCGCCAGUUGAGUCUCCUGCCACACGGGUCAAGAGCGCUCGCCGGACAUCGGGGCCGGUGAACUACGAGGAGAGUGACGGCGCCGAAGGAGAGGAGGAAGAGGAGGAGUACCGUGCAGAGGAGGAGAGCGAGAACGAGUCCAACUCCGGGGACGGCACCCGCAAGCAGCGAGCUGCUGGCCGUGGAGGACGGGGUGCGGGGCGGCCGGCGCGGGGCCAGGCUGCGGCUACUACGGGCCGCAGGGGCCGCCGGGCCGCCAAGAAGGACGAAGACGAGGACGAAGAGGAGGAAGUGGUGACGCCUCGGCGGAGAGGCCGCAAGCCAGCAGCCGAACUCCGCAAGGCGCCCGCCGCCGAGGAGCGUCCCAAGCGCAGCUCCCGGAGCACGCGGGGCAGUCGCGCUGCAGCCGCAACAGCGGCGGAAGAAGAGGAGGAGGAGGAAGAAGAAGAGAAGGCGCCUGCUCCCAGCCGACGGAGGGGCGCCAAGCGAGGUGCCCAGCAGUCCGAGCCACAGUCGAAACGGCGCAAGACGCAGCAGGAGGCCGACAAGACGAAGAAGGACGAGGAGGAGGAGGAAGGAGAGGAAGAGCCCAUGGAGACUGCUGAGGCCACUGAAGAGGACAAGGCCGAAAAGAAGCCGGCUGCUGAGGCAGCCAAGGAAGAAGACGGUGCAGCCGAGCCGAUGGAGCAAGGUGACGAGACAGAGGAGUCCGAAAACAAUGAGGCCAAGCCAUCUGCUGGCGUCACAGCCGAGUCCCAGGAUGGCACAAAGCCAGUGGACAAAGAAAAGGGAGCUGCGUCCAGCAGUCCUGAAAAGAGCAGCUCCGACAAACCGGCUGCCGAAGCACGUAGCCCUGAAAAGGCAGUGUCUGAAAAGCCGACACCAGAGAAACAAAGCCCCGAAAAACCGGCCUUAGAAAAGCCGAGCGCUGAAAAGACAAGUCCGGAAAAGGUCAGCCCCGUGAAACCAAGCGUUGAAAAGCCAAGCGUUGAGAAGCCAAGUCCUGAAAAGAUGAGCCCUGUAAAACCAAGCGUUGAGAAGCCGAGCAUCGAGAAAUCAAGCCCUGAGAAGCCGAGCUCCGAAAGGCCAACGCAGCCAAGUGUGGUGAAGCCAGCUUCGGAGAAGGCAACUCCAGAGAAGGCGAGCACCGAAAAACCGGCAGCCGAAGCGCCAAGUCCCGCAAAGCCAAGCCCAGUAAGGCCGGCUGCCGAAAAACCAAGCCCCGAAAAGCCAAGUUCCGAGAAGCCAAGUGCCGUGAAGCCUAACACCGAGAGACCAAGCCCCGAGAAACCAAGCCUCGAGAAGACAAGCGUUCAAAAGUCGACGCCAGAAAAAGCCCCCGUCCCCGAAAACCUGAGCCCCGUCAAGGCACCUACGCCCGUCAAGCCGGAUACUGAGAAGCCGAGCCCCGUCAGGCCUGUACCCGAAAGGGCCCCCCUUCCGAAACCGAGUCCCGAAAAGCCAAGCUUCGAGAAACCCAGCCCCGAAAAGCAGCCAAGCGUUGAAAACAAGUCCGGUGCCACAAAUUUGAGCACCACCAACGCGGCGAGUCUCGAGAAGGCGGCCCCUGCGAAGCCGGCACCCAGUCCUGAGAAACCUAGUGGUGCGCCAGUGAGAAGUGCGGACGCGACAACGGUGCCCGUGGAACCCACAAAGGCACCCGUGCCGCCGGUGCCCGUGACGGUUCCUCCACCCGCACCCAAACCGACGCCACCCCCUCCCCCCGCGCAGGCCGUUGCGACCCCCACGGUGGGACUAGCCGUGCCUAAGGAGAAUGGGGACGUGGGGUCGCAACACGGGGUUUUUUCGGUGUCUUGGCUGGACCUGGUCUCUGAUCCGAAUGUGGAGAGAGCCCUGCGCGAAGCGCGAGACGUGGACGUGCUAGCGCUGCAGGGAGUGGAGGCGGGGCACUGGGGUGUCCUGAUGGCCCAGCUGCCCGAGGGAUGCGAGCUUCUGAGGGGCACCGGGCUGGCGCUGGUGGUGCGACGGUCGGCAUUCCGGGUGGUCGAGCACAGCAAUCACACCUUGCAAAGCCUGGUCGCCAAAGAUCUGGAAUCUCUGGACGAAGCAGAUCGGGAAGCAGUGCGGAACCACUUGAGGCUGACGCCCGAUGGCCACUUGCUCACUGUGCGCCUUCAACCAUUGCUUGGCGGCCAGCCGACAGUGGACAGCCAGCGGCACCUUGUGGUGGCCAAUGCAGCACUCAGUCCUGCUCCACCGAGCAUAAACGCGUUGCAGGUGUGCUGUGUGGCACGCGAGCUGUGUCGUGAGGUGGGUGGAGCCACCCCGGCAGGUCGGAUGCUCGUGGGGCGUCUUCAGCUGAUGGCUGGCAGUCCGGCAUACCAGCUCCUGCGGGACGGCUACCUGGACGACGACAUGAUUGAGGAGCUGCAACGGCACCGGAACGUCGUCCUGCCCGGACGGGAGAGCGCUGCACUCGUAAACCUCUUGUGGAAGGCCUUCCAGCACCCAUCAUCGAGUUUACGCAGCUGCUAUGCAGCAAAGGCGGAGGAAGGAAUUCCUGCUCAGUGUCCCGCCAACUCGCCAGCCUGGUUCAGCUCCGAAAACCUGCGGCUGCUGCAGCCCCUUGCCGAGGGCAGCCACCUCGCCCGGCUGGCCUUCUGCAGCCAGUGAACAGCACAGGGGGAGACCCCCACACUUCUGUUUUUCUUCUUUUUUCUUUUUUUAAAGAAAGUCUCCCUAGCGUCACCCGUGGUUGGACUAUUUCUUGUAGAGAUGGUGGUGCCCUUCUUCCCACCCCUUUCUCCUUUGGACAAGAACUCUCUCUCCUCAUCUGCAGCUGCUCCUCCUCCCCUAUGCUUUUUGCUCUCCCACUUUCGGUUCUUGCAACCCCUAAGUCUUCUCUGCUGCAGUAGGUUGGCAUCUUGCAUUUGUCUCUCCGGUAUUGCCAAGGGUCCUCACCGCUCUGGUGCUUGGAAGGCCGCACGGUUGGUCGUUGCUCGUCAGCCAUCUUUAAAAGACUGACCUGUGGAGUGUUGUGCGGUGCUUGGCUGUUGCGCUGUUUCUUCUCGAAGACCCAUGAAUUGAAGCACGAAUUCGGUCAUCGCGACAGGUGGAGAGGCUGUCCAUUUAUUUUGGCAGCUUCUUCCGAUAGAUUGAUAUUUCUGUUCUCGCAAUUGCACUCUUUUGGUACGGUUAAUGUGACUUUGAGCCUGUGGUUCUGGUAGGCAGGCCUGUACAGCUUUGCCGGUGAUAAUAAGUAGGAAGUCUGUCCCGAAGGGCGGGCUCUCGAGUUAGACCAUGCAAGCGGAUCGCCGAAGAACUCUCUUUUUUAAGUGCAGAGAAUGCAGGCUGGAGGCACAUGUGCUUCUCGGCAACGUUUCCGAGCAAAUUAAUGAAAUCUACACAAAUGGCGCGCAUUAACUGACUUGCCGCACUCUGCUGGCAAUGCCUGUGCAAGAGGAGCAUAUCAUACUGGCAGAGGACAUUGUGCUGGGUUGAUGUGGUGAGAGCAGUUUUGCUCGAGACGGGGCAAAUGUAGAACGGUGGCGUGGAAGGCCUCACUCCACUCGUGCAAUAGCGCGGAGCGCCAUUUGUAUGCCGUACGAAAAGGGUUUUAACGUCAUCGGCCUCAGGUGACUCGCAAAGCACCGGGCCAGAGUCUGUACGAGCCUGUGCUUUGAUUGUGGGGAACGUCAACCCAGGCGGCAAACAUGCGUCCAAGCCGCAGGCUCACCUAUUUUGCCUGUUAGGCCAGGCACGUGGGGAAGAUGUUCCAGCCGUCUUCAAUAUUUUUUUCAUCUGUGUCUCGUUUUGUUGACACUUGUGUGCACGUUAUUGACUUCCAUAUUCACCAUGUUUUUUUUUUGUUUUUUUUCAUGUCGUGGGCCAGAGUUUUCAUUGCCCUGUCUUAAAGCGCUCACUUAUACCGAUGCAUUUUUUUUUCUCUAGAUGAUGCGCUACAGACGCCCUCCCUUUUACGAUGCUCGUUUCUCAGCACAUUGUAUCAUUGUUUUUUCUGGCUUGCAUAUUUUAGCAUAGCUGUUUGCUGCAGCUUCGAGCUUUGUUUAUUACCUUUUUUGUGGUUUCCUCUGUGAAUGUGGGGCGUGCAAAGGAAUCAAUCAAAAUUGGCUUUGUUUGUUUAGACUUUGCAUCAGUAGUUCUAGUCGAACCAUUGCCAGUUGCACCAUUGCGUUUUUUUUUUUUAAACGUAGGCAUGGGGGGUGCAAUGCUUCACAAAAUUGCAUUUCAAGAAGAUUUCUUGUUUGGGCUUUUGAAAUAGUAGUUGGAAUAAUAAUGUCCUCUUAUAAUUUCGUUCUCAUGUUUAAGGUUGUCGCACACAAUUCCGGAAGCUCACCGUGGGUAAUCAUUUUUGCCAGGGCCUUGGCAUGCAAAGGAUGUCUUGCAUGAAAUCAAGCUCGAAGCUGGAGUUUUUGUGAAUGGGGAAAAAAAAAGCAAAGCAUUCACAUGGCCAUACUUGGCAGUGCUUUUAGUUAAGGCAUGCAAUUUAAUUGUGAGUGCAGUGUCUGUAACGUGCUGUUUUCGUUUGAAUACUGUACACAUCAUUUAUUGUGUUUGCACAAGAGGAAAGCUGCAAAUGGCUGUAAAGGUGUGAUGGUUUGAUGAAUGUCCCUGAUGCUGUCUUAAAGGUUCGAGAAAAUAUAGCUGCAAUUGACGUAGAUACUACUAUUUAUGUAAUAUUUUCACUGGGCAGUUCUUGAUUUCUUCUUUCUUAUUUUCGUACUGAUUGUAUGCAAAGUUUUAUUAGAAGUACAACGCUGAGUUUCAUAAGCAGUGUGUAUCUGUCAAAAAAAAAAAAAAAGUAUGGCACAUGCUGCUGUUUACUUUUAGGCAAGCCAUGUGGCUGAUUUUAUGCUUUGUUUUUUUGUAAAGUACAAACCUGGCACCUACUACACGCAUUGUCACGAAUGACUCGACCAUCUGAAAAUUUCAUCUUUUACGGUGUGUGUGUGUGUGUGGUGUGUGUGCGUGUGGCGUGCAUGUUCCCGGGAAGCAGUAGUCCUCACGGUGACAUGUUUUUAAAAAGAGCGGUCCAGUUGCGACCCACCUCCUUCCUCCCCGACGACGGCAUCCAUUGAUUUUUUCUGGCUACCGACACCCCAACCUACCUGGCUCAGAGGUGCACGCAGUUUGACCCUUCCUUCGAGCUGCGCCUUCGAGAAUUUGCACCUCGACCCGGCAUAACCGAGUCGAGCUUCUGCCGCGAAGGGCGAGAUGUCCCGCAGUGGUCCAUGCCCCGGGCUGCUUGGUGGCUUGCAUUGCCUGCCCGGUGUUGUGCACUUGGUGCAGCCUCCUGGUGAAAUGGUCGGGUGAAACCGUGGCACUUAUCGCCCACCCGCGUGGCAUCGACCUUCCACCUUUUUCUCUUGUGUGUACCGCCUGCUGUACGAAAAUAAAUGUGGCAGUUGUAUACAAA